Punica granatum (pomegranate) is the source of this 1294-nucleotide messenger RNA. The record is from RefSeq and is a predicted model, not a curated record. Lineage: Eukaryota; Viridiplantae; Streptophyta; Magnoliopsida; Myrtales; Lythraceae.
UCCAGUCAAGUCAAUGUCUUGGGGUGGCUUUUGGGGAGGGUGAUCAGACACUUGUGAGAACAUCGAGCGAGAAGAUCAGGGGGGAAACAGACCACGAAGGAGCUCAAAACAUGGCAGAGGAGAAGAAAUUGGUGAUGCCCAGAGUCAAACUCGGGACUCAGGGGCUGGAGGUAUCAAAGAUUGGGUUUGGAUGUAUGGGCCUGUCUGGUGUCUACAAUUCUCCUGUUGCCGAACAGGAAGGGAUCGCUGUAAUCAAGUAUGCUUAUAGCAAAGGCAUCACCUUCUUUGAUACGGCUGAUAUAUAUGGAGCCAACGCCAAUGAAGUCCUUGUUGGGAAGGCCUUGAAAGAACUGCCAAGAGAGAAGAUUCAGCUGGCAACAAAGUUCGGGAUUGUGGGGGUUGAUGCUUCAAUGAUGAUGGUGAAGGGAACUCCUGAGUAUGCCCGCUUAUGUUGUGAGGCAAGCUUGACGCGUCUUGGUGUAGACUACAUCGAUCUGUAUUAUCAGCACCGAAUAGACACAUCAGUUCCCAUAGAGGAAACUAUAGGAGAACUUAAGAAACUGGUGGAAGAAGGGAAAAUAAAGUAUAUUGGUCUAUCUGAAGCAAGCCCCGAUACUAUCAGGAGGGCACAUGCUGUUCAUCCAAUUACAGCUGUUCAAAUGGAGUGGUCCCUCUGGACUCGUGAUAUUGAAGAUGAGAUAAUCCCCCUGUGCAGGGAGCUCGGCAUUGGAAUGGUCCCCUACAGUCCUCUUGGUCGUGGCUUUUUUGGAGGCAAAGCUGUUGUAGAAAGUUUGUCUCAAGACAGUUUUCUGGCAAACCACCCUAGAUUCCGGAAGGAGAAUCUCGAUAAGAACAAAAACAUCUAUCUUCGGAUUGAGAGCCUUGCAAAGAAGCAUGGGUGUACUCCUGCACAACUGGCACUAGCUUGGGUUCUUGAACAAGGAGAUGACGUAGUGCCAAUUCCCGGGACAACUAAGAUAAAGAACCUGGACGAUAAUAUUGGUUCUGUGGGGGUAAAAUUGACGGAAGAGCACUUGAAAGAGAUUUCUGAUGCUGUGCCUCUCAGCGAGGUGGCCGGCGGCAGAUCCUAUGAGAGCAUGGCUAAUGCGACAUGGAAAUAUGCCAACACUCCGCCAAAACCUUAGGUCUACACAUCCCAAAUGUCCCCAGAGUUUUCAGACUGAGAAGAAUAAGUUAUAUGAUAAGUCUUGUCAAUAACAGGCAGUAUAAUUUUGUACUGUAGUGGAAGUUAAACUUUGAAUUUGAUUGCAUUAUCUUCAGCUCGUUUCCCUCC